AGGAGGAAGUUUGCACAGAGAAAUUGAGUCAGAAUUGACGAAGUAUCAGUCGGACUUAUAACAUUUCUUUUGCGCUCGUCCCAAACGGAGACAUGGAGGUUACCUGUGGCAUCCGUGUGGCCAGAUCUCGCCUGUUUCCAGCAGGACUUGUUGUCGUAGCGCUGAUCUCUGCUUUCACGGUGGCUAGAGCAGAUUACGUCGACUUUUUUGACUGCUCCGACGGGAAAUGGCUGGAUUAUGAGCAUUCUGAGCACCAGGACAUGUCAGUAUUCAACAAUGUCAGCAUUGACGAAUGUGCCCAGAAGUGCGUGGAGGGGACAGCUGACGGUCUCCGGGAGGGGGAGUGUUUGUCAUUUAACUACGACAAGCUAGACGGCAACUGUACCCUAAUAGCAGCCAAUAGAGCAACCUUAAACACCAACCUUAACACUGACCGUGACUACGAGUACUGUGAGAUGAAAGACAUCCUCAGCUUCUUCACUGCCCAUCCCGGCUACAGGCAAGCCGGACACGACGACGCCACUGUGAGACCACCCACAGUAACUCCCAGGACUUGUGCCUUACGGUGUUUGCGGGGAGCCGAGGUCUGUCUGUCGUUUGACAUCGGGUCUACCCGGCCGGACAAUUGCCUGCUAAGUACAGACACUCCGGAAACAACGGGACUACCACUAACUUACAACCCCGGAUUUAACUACUAUCAGAGGAUCAUCGAAGGAACCUGUUUCAACUAUCCCUGUGUCCACGGCUACUGUGCGAGCAAGGAUAAUAGAAUCACCUGCGUUUGUGACGCCGGCUUCGGAGGAGACACCUGCGACACAGCCUGCACUGCUGGAACUUUUGGGUCCGGGUGCACGGAGACCUGCCACUGUGCGAACAGCAUUUCCGUGUGUGAUAUCCAUACAGGAGAGUGUUCUACUGGUGGAUGUACCAUAGGAUGGUCCGGACCCAACUGUCAGACAGCCUGCCCGUCCGGACAGUUCGGACUCAACUGUAACAACACCUGCCACUGUGCGAGCGGAGGUUCCGUGUGUGACACCGAGACUGGGAACUGCAGCAGCGGCGGCUGUGUCACGGGGUGGGAGGGCAGCAACUGUCAGACAGCCUGCCCGGCCGGACAAUUCGGAGCCAAUUGUACCGGUACCUGCCACUGUGCGAGCGGAGGUUCCGUGUGUGACACCGAGACCGGAAACUGCAGUAGCGGCGGCUGUGUCACGGGGUGGGAAGGGAGCAACUGUCAGAUAGCCUGCCCGGCCGGACAAUUCGGAGCCAAUUGUACCGGCACCUGCCACUGUGCGAGCGGAGGUUCCGUGUGUGACACCGAGACUGGGAACUGCAGUAGCGGCGGCUGUGUCACGGGGUGGGAGGGGAGCAACUGUCAGAUAGCCUGCCCGGCCGGACAGUUCGGACUCAACUGUACCGGUACCUGUCACUGUGCAAGUGGAGACUCUGUAUGUGACACCGAGACUGGGAACUGCAGCAGCGGCGGCUGUAUUGCAGGGUGGGAGGGGAGCAACUGUCAGACAGCCUGCCAGGCCGGACAGUUCGGACUCGGCUGUAACGGCACCUGCCACUGUGCGAGCGGAGACUCUGUAUGUGACACCGAGACUGGGAACUGCAGCAGCGGCGGCUGUAUCUCAGGGUGGGAGGGGAGCAACUGUCAGACAGUUUGUUCUCCUGGAACGUUUGGGCCCGGGUGCACGGAGACGUGCCACUGUGCGAACAGCACGUCCGUGUGUGAUGUACAGAACGGGGUAUGUUCAACUGGUGGAUGUACCCCAGGAUGGUCCGGACCGAACUGUCAGACAGCCUGCCCAUCCGGACAGUUCGGACUCGGCUGUAACGGUACCUGCCACUGUGCGAGCGGAGGUUCCGUGUGCGACACCGAGACUGGGAACUGCAGUAGUGGCGGCUGUAGCGCUGGGUGGGAGGGGAGCAACUGUCAAACAGACGUGGACGAGUGCAGUACCAACACCAGCGGCUGCCACAGUAAUGCCACAUGUGCGAACACGGAAGGAUCCUACACAUGCACCUGUAAUUCUGACUAUCAGGGGGAUGGCGUGUCGUGUACAGCAGAAGAUCCGGAAGCUGCCGCUGGUUUGAACAUGCGGGACACUGUGAUCAUCGCGACUGCAGCCUUCAGUGUUCUUGUCGUCAUUGCUGCUGUCCUAUGCGUAACGUGGUGA
Molecule: messenger RNA, 2183 nt
Organism: Branchiostoma floridae (Florida lancelet)
Lineage: Eukaryota; Metazoa; Chordata; Leptocardii; Amphioxiformes; Branchiostomatidae
Product: multiple epidermal growth factor-like domains protein 11
Exons: 14
Coding region: 93-2183 (696 amino acids)
Molecular function (GO): calcium ion binding
Source: RefSeq, a predicted model, not a curated record